Molecule: messenger RNA, 1629 nt
Organism: Scophthalmus maximus (turbot)
Lineage: Eukaryota; Metazoa; Chordata; Actinopteri; Pleuronectiformes; Scophthalmidae
Gene: edn1
Product: endothelin 1
Exons: 5
Coding region: 173-760 (195 amino acids)
Biological process (GO): intracellular calcium ion homeostasis; regulation of vasoconstriction; vein smooth muscle contraction
Cellular component (GO): extracellular region
Molecular function (GO): endothelin A receptor binding; hormone activity; endothelin B receptor binding
Source: RefSeq, a predicted model, not a curated record
CAUGUGGGGCCACACUGACGAGGAGCCUCCGGUCCGACGCCUCUGCGCUGCUGCGUGAAUCUCUGAUCACUGAUCACUUCUUCUUUUUCUUUUUUCUUUUUUUUGCUAAGGAGCGACACUGCGGAUGAUUAUUUUUUUCCACCUCUGGCGGAUUUAUUGAUUGUCUUCGAAAAUGGAUACAUACGUUUUGAUUUCCGUGUUAUCAGUGAUGUACUCCUGGAGUUUGUGCACAGUUCUGUCCGCGCCUGCUGGGGGAGAGACAGCCGCCGACGCCGCCGUCUCCGCGGUGCGCCAUGUGCGCAACAAGCGCUGCUCGUGCGCCACUUUCCUGGACAAGGAGUGCGUGUACUUCUGCCACCUGGACAUCAUAUGGGUCAACACACCCGAGCGCGUGGUCUCUUACGGACUGGGCAACGCUCCCAGGACAAAGCGCGCGCUGGCGGACUCCAUGGCAACCGCACCUCGCUGCCAGUGUCUCCUCGAAAAGGACAACACGUGCACGAGCUUCUGUCGACCGGACCAACGCCUCAGGUCUGAGACGCGGCACGACUCCCUGAUCCUCUCUGCCGAGGGCGAAGGCUGCGCCGGGACGCAUGAGUGCAAACACACGCUGGCAGCCGACACCAGCAGGAUCAAGAGGACGAGGAGCAGCCGCAAGAAACAGGGGUCGCCCCCGGCGCCGCUCGCGGUCGCCCUGAAGACGCGCCUGCUGCUGGAGAAGUGGAGGGUGCGAGCAGGGCCCCCUAAAGACCACCGAUAAACCACCACACCUUCGAAACACAGAGAGGGGAAAGUGUUUCUUACACCGAGCGGGCCCCUUCUGGAAGGGCACCUGCGUGCCGGGGCAGCCCCAGUGCAUGCAGCGGGCCCCCUCGGGGAAGGCUGCCGGAGAGCCAGCACGGGGCCCCCGUCUCCGCGCCGACGCCAUGGCUGCGGAGUCAGGAGGCGCGUCCGCGGCAGAGCAGAGAGCGGUCGCGACCCGACCUGGUCGCACUCGGGCAGACGGAAGAACCGGGUUCAGGCGCGAUACUCCGGCGGACGGAGGGCUCACUUGGCCACAGUCUGCGAAGUCGAGGACAUUCAUUCGUUCCUCUCAGACGUUCAGACAUCACGGUCAAAGAUCAAUAAUAAAAAAAAGCACCAAAUACCAUUUCAACAACUUGACCUGACUGGAAGGAUUUCACAUGAAUUCCUCUGUUGCAGAAAACAAGAAAAAACAUCACUGCGAUAUAUCAAUGAAGCAGUUUCACUUACAUUAUAUUUCAAAAUGACAUAAUUACACUGUUCCUCCGUACAGUUGUUUCACUGAGUCACACGAGGCAUUUUUUUCACCGACUGAAACUAUUUACUGCAUUUUACGUAACAGGUCGCCCUCCUGCAUGUCAGGGCACAGGUCGCCGUCGCUACAGUAGCUGCUGCUGUUCUCACAGUCAACACUCUUUGCAUUUAUCAUAAUUUAUUAUUUCACUGUAUGUAUGUAUGUAUGUAUGUUGUUGCCGUGUUUUAUUUAUUUAUUCUUUGUUGGCCAUAUUGGUCCAUCACAUUUGGAUUUGUUAUUAUUUCUGUGAAAUGUGUUGUUAUCAAGGCGCCGUAUUGUGGCCAAAUUUGAAUAAAACUUUAUACACAACG